Rotaria sp. Silwood1 is the source of this 1629-nucleotide messenger RNA. Lineage: Eukaryota; Metazoa; Rotifera; Eurotatoria; Philodinida; Philodinidae. The record is from the annotation of a GenBank genome assembly.
AUGAAUAUGGACGAGAACUUAGACUUGGACAUUCUGGUAGAUUCGUUGAAUUUAACUGGUCAACGACAGCCAUCAGUAUUGUCAGAUCUAUCCGAUUCUUUGCUUAAUGAUCAGAUUCUUGGUGGAUUUGUCUUUCCCGACGACUACCUCGCAUCAAAUUCAACUAUACAUAACACUGAUGAUAUAAGCAAUGCUCUUAUUGAUCUACCGAUGGAUCAAUUUCCUAUUUACGACUCGGUCAUCACUCAUGAACCUGCAUCACCCUGUGACAAUGAAGACAUAAGUAAAUUCAUAUCAUCAAUAUCAUUUCAAGAAAUACCAAGACAAAGUAUAAUAGAAGAUACCAUGGAAAGAAUGACUUUAACUUCAUCACAAACAGAUAUUUUAUCAUCACCAAGUUCUGUUCAAAUUGGCAGUUCACCAAUUGAACAAAAAGAAAUCGAUAUGUCAAUUCUUACAACACAAUAUAUUCAACAACAACACCGCAUCCUUAAAAGUUCAUCAAAACCUAAAAGAAGUUCCAAGAAUCAACAAUCUUCAUCGAGUGUUGCUCCCAUUGAUAUUCUUUCAAGUUAUGGUGGAUGUCAACCGUGUACUACAGAACAAAUGUAUAGUGAUUUUGAAUAUCAACAGAUCCUUCAAUUCGAUUCAAUGGAAUCAAAACAAAUUGAAUUAAAAUCUCAGCCACGUUCAAAAUUCCGUCCACGCACACAAAAUGAAAGUAGGAGUGCAUCACAUUAUAUUCGAUGUGCAGUACAUGAUCAAUAUGAAUAUCCAACAAUUUAUAUACCUCGCAUAUGGGCACAGCAAUCGGUUAAAAAUAUAAUUGAAGUUACUCUUGUUGGAAUAGAUGGACAAUCACAUCCAUAUACAAUUGAUAAUAAAACUUGCAGCAAUUCAUUCGAUGAUGCUGCAUUGAUCUUUAGACAAAAUGAACCUAAUACAUUAUAUUUUUGUGUAACCAAUGAAGAUUUUAAGAACGAAUAUAAAACUUUUAUGAUUGAAUAUAUCAAAAGUAAACAAGAUGAUAAUAUAACAAAAGAUUUAAUUAAAACACGACAACUUGAUCAAUCAAGACUUCGCUUUACACGCAUAUAUCAAGCUGAAAAAGAUACAUAUCAACGAGAUGAAGCUAGUAUCGCAUAUUCUUGUGUAAUGAGUGAAGCUUAUGGUGAUGUUGGUGUUGAACAUAUGGGUCCAGCAUAUGGACCAAUGGGUGGCAAUGAAAGAGUAUAUACUCUUCUUAAAGGUCGUAUUAUGAAAGAUGAUAUAACUAUACUGAUAACAGAAAACCGAACUGGUUGGCAUCAAUCAUUGCCGUUUACAAAAAACGGAAACCUUGUUUUUUUUUCAAUGCCUCCUUAUCCAUUUCCACGAAGUGAUCAAGCUGUAGCAAGUAUUACUGUAUAUUAUAAGGGAGAAGAAAUUUAUCAAUCAUCUUAUUUAUAUAAAGCAUCAUUAGAUCAAGCAUUAGCUGAACUUAGUAUAAGUGAUUCAACUUCAACUGUUAAUGAUUCAUUGGCAUCCGAUGCUUUUAAUUUCUUUUCAGCUACCGGUGCAUGUCCAGUUCGAAUUUCAUCUAGAAAAUCAUCAACAGCAAAACCUGCAAAACGUUUAAAUAAAAAAUAG